ACGUCUUUGUGAGGUCAAUUAACAUAACUCUUUUUAUGUAAAACAGCACUGUAAAUAUGGAUGACAGACUUCACUAGUUGCUUUGACGUGUGUGCUUAUGAGUAGAGGUAUCACUCUCACAAACUUCUGUUGCCGUUUCUGCUGUUUGAAUUUUGCUUCUGACACUAGUUUGCCACAACCAUGUUUCAUCAACAAGGUGAUGCUGGAUUAUUACAGUCAGUUGAAAUGCAAGACCUGUAUGGCCCGGAACAGGAACAUUCAAGCAAAAAGAAACCGAAUGAUGAAAACCCAGUUAGAGGGAAUUGGUCGAGGAAAGGGGAGUUUAUCCUGGCUUCACUGGGUUACGCUGUCGGUCUUGGUAACUUGUGGCGAUUCCCGUAUUUAUGUUUUAAAAAUGGUGGAGCAACGUUCCUGAUUCCCUACUUUAUUGUGUUCUUUGCGGCUGGAAUACCAAUUUUCUUCACGGAAAUGGCACUAGGUCAGUUUUCCAGUCUGGGAAGUGUCUCCGUGUGGAAGUUGGCGCCGAUGUUCAAAGGAAUUGGUUGGGCUAUGGUAAUCAUCAGUGCGUUUGUGUCUAUAUAUUACAACGUUGUACUGUCCUGGGCGCUAUUCUAUUUGUUCGCUUCGUUCAGCGACUUGCCCAGCUUGCCCUGGGUUGGAUGCGGAAAUGCAUGGAACUCGGAUAAAUGUUUUGACGAUAGAGAUCUUAAUUCCACGGUCAACGUUACCGCUGUACGAGCCAAUCUACCCAACGACACAGUCAGGCCGACAGACGAAUAUUUUGGUGGCUUCGUGUUAGAAACUAGUACAGGCGUAUUCGAUAUGGGUGGCAUUAAAUGGCAAUUAUCACUCUGCCUUCUGUUAGCUUGGAUUCUCGUGUAUCUCUGUAUCAUUCGUGGCAUCAAAUCAGCGGGCAAGGUUGUUUACUUUACAGCAACAUUCCCGUAUGUUCUUAUUCUUGUCUUGGUAAUUCGUGGUUGUACCUUGGAAGGCGCCAGUGAUGGCAUCGAGUUCUACAUCGGUAGGGCCAACUGGACGAAACUCGCCGAACCAGAGGUGUGGAAGGACGCGGCGGGUCAAGUAUUUUACUCUCUCAGUGCUGCAUCUGGUGGACUCAGCACUAUGGCAAGUUACAAUAAAUUUCACAACAACGUAUUCGGGGACGCUGUUCUCGUAGCAAUACUUAACGCGUUGACCAGUUUAUUUGCUGGCUUUGCUAUUUUUUCGGUAUUGGGCAACAUGGCGUACGAACUCGACACUGAAGUCAAAGACGUAGUAGAUAGCGGCCCGGGACUGGCGUUUGUUGCUUAUCCAGAGGCGCUAUCCAGACUUCCAAUAUCACCUCUAUGGUCGGUGAUUUUUUUCUUCAUGCUCGUUACACUCGGUAUAGAUUCAAUGUUUGUAAUUGUUGAAACGGUGAUUACAGCUUUACUGGAUGAAUUCAAAUGUUUAUCACGAAAACGUAAAGUGAUGCGAACUGUUUUACCCAUCUUGUAUUGCACAUGCGCAUUCAUCGUUGGAUUACCCCACGUGACCAGGGCUGGGCUUUUUUGGGUGAAUUUGAUGGAUACGUAUGCAUCAGCACUUCCAAUGGUUGUUGUCGGAAUAAUUGAGUGUCUUGUUGUGACCUAUGUAUAUGGCCUUCGAAGAUACUAUAAAGACUUGAAAUCGAUGUUGGGACCACGUGGCAAAUGUUAUUGGAUUAUGUUGUUGGUCGUUAUCUUGAUUCCAUUGGUCAUUGCACCACUGGUUCUCAUUGGAGUUUUGAUUUUCUACGCUUUGGACUACGUACCUGCGCAUCUUGGUGGUUAUAUUUACCCUAGAACUGCAGAUGUUUUGGGUUGGUUUAUCGCAUGUACGUCGCUAGCUGCUAUUGUCUUGUAUAUUCCCUAUUAUUUGAUUUUCAAGCAGAAAGGCAGUUUUGGAAAGCGAUUCUUGAACUCAAUUCGACCAGAAUGGGACUGGGGACCGGCUCUCAAUCGUUUCCGAUACGAAGCAGGGUAUCCAUUAUUACCUGAGGUCGAUGGCCAUGGUGCUGUGUUAAAUCGAGGAUUUGACGGACGAAACACCGACUUAGCUGUAGAUGUAGCGGAGGUGGGGAUACAGUGCGACAUUGGUGACGAGAACUGACGAGUUGUAUCAACAAUUUUAUUGCAAUUUGUACAUAUUUACUAACAUGUCAAUGUUUUUUUUUCAAGUAUGUUUUAAGAUGCACGAAUCAUAGAAAUUGUCGCUCUAAUUGUUUAAAUGAAUUAUGAUGACUCGUAAUGCAUUUUAAUACUUGUUAUAACAUAGAUGCAUAUCGUUUGCAUUAAUUAGGUCGAAGAAUUCAAUACACGUUAACUUCGCCAAGAAACUGUGCCCGUAUUAAUUUGAACGCGGGAAAAUCAGAUAUAACAAAUUCAUGCGUGAUUUUUAUUUAUUGUCCUUUCACACAUACAAUUUUUAACCUAUUGUCUUUAAUACGUUAUGUUAGUUUCGUGAACAUUAAUAAUCAUUUAGUUAUAAUAUGAACGUAAUGGAAACCUAUUAUCGCAGAGGUUUUUUUUUUAAUGUUGAUUAAUAUUUAUAUAUACUGUGUUUGGAUGUAUCAAUUGUCUUUUAUUGCAUUUUACUCAGUCGUAUAUUCGCGUUGUGAAAGGCGGAAUGUGUAGCAAGAAUGAAACAUUUACAGCAAAUAAACUAUUUACUUUGUAUUUCUAACAACAAA
This is a messenger RNA of Saccoglossus kowalevskii, 2710 nucleotides long. Its product is annotated as sodium- and chloride-dependent glycine transporter 1-like. Gene Ontology annotation, biological process: nitrogen compound transport; amino acid transport; sodium ion transmembrane transport. The record is from RefSeq and is a predicted model, not a curated record. Gene Ontology annotation, cellular component: plasma membrane. Lineage: Eukaryota; Metazoa; Hemichordata; Enteropneusta; Harrimaniidae.